AUGGCGAUGGGCCGCGGCAAGACAGUCUCCUCCUCCCGCAAGCCCCUGAUGGGGAGUAGCGGCGCAAGCAUGGGCACCAUUUGUGUGGGAGGAGAUGCAGUAGAUCUGGAAGCUGCUGCCGCUGAGAAUCAAGAAUUCCUCAGCACUCGCACCAGCCAGCGCAAGGAGAUGGUUGUGCUGAACGACAGACUGGCUGUGUCUAAAUGCGCCUUCUGGCUGCAAAAACAGAGCAGCGCAUUACUUGCACUUCUUUGGGCAUCGAGCAUUAUCGAGCAUGUAGCGCUUGCACACAGGGGCCAAAAUUUAUGUGUCCUUCUGUCCCCAAAGGUUCGGUCACUGGAGCAGCAGAAUAAGCUGCUGGAGACAGAAAUCGAGGCCCUCCAGAACCGAUUCCUGAAGCCCACGGGCCUGCGCAUGCUGUAUGAGGAGCAGCUCAAAGAGCUCAGGAGGCUUGCAGAUCAAAUGAGAAAGCAGCGGGACCUGGCUGUUGCUGCCAAAGACGCCAGGGCUGGACAGCUGGAGAUGAUGAAGGCCAAAUAUGAGGAAGCUGUGGAACUGAGGAGGAAGGCCGAGAUGGACAUCGAGAACUUCCGACCGGAUGUUGACGCAGCCACCUCCUCGCGCAUUGCUCUGGAAAAGCAACUUGAGAACCUGGAGGUUGAAAUUGAGUUCCUGAAGAGAAUUCAAAGAGAGGAAAUCGAGGACCUGAUGAAACAAAUCUAUUCUGCUCAUGCCACCGCCGGAGACGCCUUCGCCCUCCCCGACAUCGCGGCUGCUCUUAAGCAGAUUCAGCACGAAUAUGACGUCAUCGCGGCAAAGAAUCUUCAGGAAAUGGACUCGUGGUAUAAUUCAAAAUUCGAAGAUUUAAACAAUAAAACCACAAACCAUGUGGACAAAGUGCGUGGUGCACGAGAGGAGCUUGCAUCCGCUAAAAAAGAUAUUCAAGGCAAAGAGAGGGACAUGGAUGGUCUGAAGACCAAAAACGAUGGUCUGGAGGCUCAGAUUCUUGCAGCUCAAGAGAGACACAAGAAAGAGCUGGAGGCUCUCCAGGCCAGGAUCGAAGCUCUUCAGUUGGAGCUGAAAACCACAAAGGGGAAAAUCGCACACCUUCUCAUGGAAUACCAGGACUUGCUGAAUGUUAAGAUGAGCCUGGAGAUUGAGAUCACUACAUACAGGAAGCUGAUUGAGGGCGAGGACAUGCGCAUCACCAGUAUGGUGCAGGGGGUGAUGGGCAUGAGUGCCAUCAGUGCUGGGGCGAUCGGAGUUAUGGGUCUCGGGGCCUUGGGAGCCGGAACCGGUGGAGCUGCCAAUGGGGGACUUGGAGCCGGUGUGGAAAAUGGCGCCCACGGCCAGACCAUCGCCACCUACUCUCAGGAGCAGGCCGUGGAGAUGACUGAGAGGAAAACCGUGCUCAUUUGUUAAAACCGAGGACGACACCCUCGAGAGUGACACACAGG
Clupea harengus (Atlantic herring) is the source of this 1457-nucleotide messenger RNA. Its product is annotated as glial fibrillary acidic protein-like. The record is from RefSeq and is a predicted model, not a curated record. Gene Ontology annotation, biological process: intermediate filament organization. The coding region runs from base 1 to 1422 and encodes 473 amino acids. The transcript has 11 exons. Gene Ontology annotation, molecular function: structural constituent of cytoskeleton. Lineage: Eukaryota; Metazoa; Chordata; Actinopteri; Clupeiformes; Clupeidae. Gene Ontology annotation, cellular component: cytoplasm; intermediate filament.